GCCGGCGCGGCGCGGCGGAGAGUGCGACAUGGACGCCCGUGAGGACUACGUUUGGCCGCGGGCGACUUCGGAGCUCAUUCUGCUCCCAGUCACGGGGCUGGAGUGCGUGGGGGACCGGCUGUUGGCGGGGCCAUCCAACCUGCUCUUUCCUCUGCCGGGAAAGGUGGCCUCCCCCAACACCCAGCCUGGUCAGAUUAGACCAAGAUUCGCAGUCACGGCACUCCUGACCUGGGUCAGACGGUCGUUCGUGUAAGGGGCCAUCUGUGCUGCAGCAGCCCUGGCUGCCACCCCUAGGUGCGCUGCGCAGCUGCCAGUCAUGACGACCAAGUGUGUCUGCAGACAUUGCCAAGUGCUUUCUGGGGCGGGGACUGCCCCUUCCCCCCCCCCGCCCCGCGUUGAGAACCACUAGGUGAGAUGGUCCCAUUUUAUGUUCUUGAAACAACACAACAUAUUCUUCCGAGGGUCUUAACAGUUUAAGAGCGUGGUUCAGUUGAGCGGCGGUGUGAAAUCCAUACUCAGUGGAAUGAAGGUCCGGUUGUGAGCACAGCUGAGGGACUGCUAGUGUCACUCACGUCAGGCUAGAUGAUGUCUUAGGCAAGUCACAGGACUUGGGGACAGUGCAAUGUGGGAGGUUAAAAGCACACGGUGGACUCUGGGGCGGGCAGGGUGGCAAUGAUCCUUGCGAUGUGUUGCUUGGAGAGAGCCCAGGGGCGAGGUGAGUGGGAGGUGCCUGCAGGGCAGCCCGACUGGCCGCUGAGGGUCCAGGAGCCGCUGCUCCCUCUUCUAGUCGUCCCCCCGCUCACAGCUCCUGGAGAUCACGGGGGCUUCUGUCAGGGCCCUGAGGUGGAUGAGCCUGAAGACUUUGGGACUGAAGCUGAGAGGGAUCCCGUCCGAAACAUGGGCAGUUAGGUGGGUGAGGAGGAGGCGGUCGGGCUGAAUGUCUGGAGCGGCCCGCGAGGGCUCAGAGUACGCACCAAGAGUCCACUGAAGCAGAGGCCAAGCUGAGUCUCCUAAAAGGCUGGUGGGCUGCGUGCUGGGGGUCUUCCCUGCCGCCUGCGCCUCCAUAGCUCCCCUGAGUCGUGGGGGGGGCACUGAGGCGGCCUCACCUGUGUCUAGGCGAGGGGCCGGAUGUCCUGGUGUACACCUUGGACUUCGGGGGGCACCUGCGGAUGACGAAGCGAGUGCAGAGCCUGCUCGGCCACUACCUUAUCCAUGGGUUUCGGGUGCAACUGGAGCCCGGCGGAGACCUCGACGCUGAGGCCACGGUGGCCGUGUUCGGGAGCAAGGGACUCCGAGUCGUGAAAGUGAGCUGGGGACAGGGCCACUUCCGGGAGCUCUGGCGCUCCAGCCUGUGCAACAUGUCUGAUUGGAUCUGGGAUGCACGUUGGCUUGAAGGGAACGUGGCCUUGGCCCUGGGCCACAACUCAGUAGUGUUGUAUGACCCCGUGGGAGGCUGUGUCCUGCAGGAGGUGCCCUGCACGGACAGGUGCACCCUCUCGGCCGCUUGUCUGAUUGGUGACACCUGGAAGGAGCUGACCAUGGUGGCAGGUGCUGUUUCCAACCAGCUCCUGGUCUGGUACCCAGCAGUCACCCUACCAGACAAGAAGCCCGUGGCCCCUGACCGGCGGGUGAGUGGGCACAUGGGGGUCAUCUUCAGUAUGUCGUACCUGGAAAGCAAGGGCUUGUUGGCCACAGCUUCAGAAGACCGAAGUGUUCGCAUCUGGAAGGUGGGUGACCUGCGCAUACCUGGGGGUAGGGUGCAGAACACAGGGCACUGCUUCGGGCACAGCGCCCGCGUGUGGCAGGUCAAGCUCCUAGAGAGUUACCUCAUCAGUGCUGGAGAGGACUGUGUCUGCUUGGUCUGGAGCCACGAAGGCGAGAUCCUUCAGGCCUUUCGGGGCCACCAGGGCCGUGGGAUCCGGGCCAUCGCUGCCCAUGAGAGGCAGGCCUGGGUUAUCACUGGGGGUGAUGACUCUGGCAUUCGGCUGUGGCAUCUGGUAGGGCGUGGGCACCUAGGGUCAGGGGUCUCAGCUCUCUGCUUCAAGUCCCGUAGCAGGCCAGGUGUCCUCAAGGCUGUGACAUUGGCCGGCUCCUGGCGACUACUGGCAGUGACAGAUAUGGGGGCCUUGUACCUCUAUGACCUUGAGACCAAGUGCUGGGAGCAGCUUCUCGAGGACAAGCGCUUCCAGUCCUACUGCCUCCUGGAGGCGGCUCCUGGCCCCGAGGGGUUUGGACUGUGCGCCAUGGCAAAUGGGGAGGGCCACGUCAAGGUCGUCCCCAUCAACACACCAGCGGCCGCUGUGGAGCUGACCCUGUUCCAUGGGAAGGUGCACAGCCUGAGCUGGGCCCUGCGAGGCUACGAGGAGCUCCUGUUGCUGGCAUCGGGCCCUGGUGGCGUUGUGGCCUGCCUGGAAAUCUCGGCUGCGCCCUCGGGCAAGGCGAUCUUUGUCACGGAGCGCUGCCGGUACCUGCUGCCCCCAAGCAAGCAGAGAUGGCACACGUGUAGUGCCUUCCUACCCCCGGGGGACUUCCUGGUGUGUGGGGACCGCCGCGGCUCUGUGUUGCUGUUCCCAUCCAGGCCAGGUCUGCUCAAGGAUCUUGGGCUUGGAGUCAACGCAGGGGCUGGUGCUGGGGCACCCAGAGCAGGGGGCGGCGGUGACAGUGCUGAGGAAACCGCGGCUGCGUGGGGCCCUGUGUCCACCCUCCCCUCUCUGCAUGGGAAGCAGGGUGUGACCUCAGUCACCUGCCACGGAGGCUAUGUGUACAGCACAGGGCGCGAUGGUGCCUACUACCAGCUCUGUGCGCGAGGCGGCCAGCUCCAGCCCGUCCUCAGGCAGAAGUGCUGCCGAGGCAUGAACUGGGUGGCCGGUCUCCGCGUGGUGGCCGAUGGCAGUGUGGCCAUCCUGGGUUUCCGUGCCAACGAGUUCGUGGUGUGGAGCGCCCGGUCCCACGAGAGGCUACACGUCGUCAGCUGCGGUGGAGGGCAUCGCUCCUGGGCCUUCUCUGAUACUGAGGCGGCCAUGGCCUUUGCCUACCUAAAGGAUGGGGACGUCAUGCUGUACCAGGCACUGGGGGGCUGCACCCGGCCACACGUGAUUCUCCGAGAGAGCCUGCAUGGUCGGGAGAUCACGUGUGUGAAAAGGGUGGGCAGCAUCCCCGUGAGGCCUGAAUUUGGGGUUCCCAGCUUCAUGCAGCCUGACCAUGGAGAGCCUGGCAGCGAGGGGCCAGGCCUGACUGACAUCAUCAUCACGUGCAGCGAGGACACCACCCUCUGUGUCCUAGCGCUCCCCACUGCCACGGGCUCAGCCCAUGCGCUCACAGCCGUCUGUAACCACAUCUCCUCCGUGCGUGCAGUGGCUGUGUGGGGUGCUGGCAGCCCAGGAGGCCCUCAGGGGCCUCGGCCAGGCCUGACUGCCCACGUAGUGUCUGCGGGGGGCCGGGCCGAAAUGCACUGCUUCAGCAUCACGGUCACCCCAGAGCCCAGCACCCCAAGCCGCCUGGCCUGCCACGUCAUGCACCUUUCAUCCCACCGGCUGGACGAAUACUGGGACCGGCAGCGUAAUCGGCACCGGAUGGUCAAGGUGGACCCGGAGACCAGGUACAUGUCCCUAGCUGUGUGUGAGCUCGACCGGCCUGGCCUCGGCCCCCUGGUGGCUGCAGCCUGUAGCGAUGGGGCAGUGAGGCUCUUUCUUUUGCAAGAGUUUGGACGGCGGCUGCAGCUCCUGGCAGAAACCUUUCACCACAAGCGCUGUGUCCUCAAGGUCCAUUCCUUCACACACGAGGCGCCUAGCCAGCAGCGGAGGCUGUUCCUGUGCAGUGCAGCCACUGAUGGCAGCCUGGCCUUCUGGGACCUCACCACUGUGCUUGACCAUGGCUCCACAGCCCUGGAGCCUCCAACAGCCCCUGGGCUCCCCCACCAGCUGGGCCCCCCCGCCCUGACCGUCCAGGCUCACAGCUGUGGUGUCAACAGUCUACAUACCUUGCCCACAAGGGAGAGCCACCUUGUGGCCAGUGGCAGUGAGGAUGGCUCCCUGCACAUCUUCGAGCUUGCCGUGGACACGCCAGAGCUGGAGAGGGCAGGUGGGGGUGCCGAGCUGAUGCCCCAGCUGCACGUGCUGGAAGAAUACUCAGUCCCCUGUGCUCAUGCUGCACACGUGACUGGCCUCAAGAUCUUGAGCCCCAGCCUGAUGGUCUCAGCUUCCAUUGACCAACGGCUGACCUUCUGGCGCCUGGGGCAAGGUGAGCCCACCUUCAUGAACAGCACAGUGUACCACGUACCAGAUGUGGCCGACAUGGACUGCUGGCCUGUAAGCCCUGAGUUUGGCCACCGCUGUGCUCUUGGGGGCCAAGGGCUGGAGGUUUACAACUGGUAUGACUGAAGGAACCCACAGAGGCUGCCCACUGGGCAUGACAUCUGCCCACAGCAGGCAUGACUGCUGUGCCCAGUGGGCCUCAGGGGAUGGCAGAGAUGACAGCCUCGAGUCCCCAACCUCAGAGCAAGAGCUGGAGGUGAGUGGAGGCUGCCUGAGCAGGCCCAGACCCAGGCCCCGUCCCCCCAGCACCUCCCCACAGGACGACGACGCCGUGUGACAGAAGCAGUGUAUUUCAGCACCAGAUCUCUUGACACCACAUGUGGCGGUUUUUCCGUUUGAUGACUCUUAACAUUCCCAGCUGUCAGGGCCCCUGGCCUUAGACGUGGCUCAGUGGAGGGAGGCCCAGCAUGGCCAGGCCCGCAUGGAGCACCUCACGCAGAGCCCGCAGGAGCUGUAGGCGGGCACACAUCUGAGCGAACAGGUGCGGCCGGGGCUCCUGGAGGAGAGAAGGGAUGUGCUGGUCUCACCUUUGCUGCCGUCCCUAGAACCCCUCCUGCUGGGCACUUACCCCAAGCACGUGCACGCGGUUAUAGUAGGAACUGAAAUCCAUGGUGAGCUGGACCAGGAACUUGCACACCUACGGACAAACGGAGUCACUGCCCAGUGACCUGACUUGUACCCAGAGCGAAAUAAAGGAGAGCAGGUAGCGUCUGCUCUGGCCUCGUC
Manis javanica (Malayan pangolin) is the source of this 5039-nucleotide messenger RNA. RefSeq names its product WD repeat domain 6 (gene WDR6). Gene Ontology annotation, biological process: tRNA methylation. Gene Ontology annotation, cellular component: cytoplasm. The record is from RefSeq and is a predicted model, not a curated record. Gene Ontology annotation, molecular function: protein binding. Lineage: Eukaryota; Metazoa; Chordata; Mammalia; Pholidota; Manidae.